Molecule: messenger RNA, 798 nt
Organism: Danaus chrysippus (African queen)
Lineage: Eukaryota; Metazoa; Arthropoda; Insecta; Lepidoptera; Nymphalidae
Source: the annotation of a GenBank genome assembly
AUGAAUGACAACGAAAAAGAGGAAGCUGCAAAUUUGAAAGACGAGUUUGAAUGGGUUCUUCGUGAGGAAGUUCACGCUAUAUUACAUCAAUUACACUCAGUUCUAGUGGAAUGUGCACACCGUUUUCCAGUCCCACUAUAUGGGAACGAAGGACAAAAACAAGACAAAUUUAUAUUAACAUCUCAACCAGAACAACUGAAGUGUGUUGUCACCCUUACAGGAGAUAGUAUCACACAUGCAGAUAUAAGUUUUAAAGUAUUAAGGCAGAUGCACACAAUAUGCAAGACCUCAAUUAACCAGGAUGGGCCUUGGAAACUUCAACAGAUCCAGGAUGCCGCUAAUCAUUUACAACAGGCCAUUGGCUAUAUAGAUAAUGUUGAUAAACAUUAUGUAUUCAGGUCAUCUGAAGAAGUGCUUCAUAUAAUACAGUGUUUGCUGGGAUCCUUACAAAGAGCUAGAACAGCUCUUGUGUUACCUAAGAAAAAGGCUAUUGAUGAAUUAAUGAAGAGUAGAAAUAUGAAAGCAUUAUCACCAAAUUUGCCAGAAGAUCUUGCAAUAUCUUUCUACAUACAGUCCCAUAAAUUGAUAUUUGUUGCGUAUCAACUUAGUUUGGUUCAUGGGAGUAUGCGUAUUGACUCAUGUCAAGCCGAUUGUGCUGUACCGUGGCUUAGUGAUGUCCUAUUCAUGUUAACGGCCGCUUUACAUAUGUGUCAACAACUUAAAGAUAAGCUCUGUGUGUUUUCUCAGUACAAAGAUUUUACCGUUGGAUCCAGAUCUGCCUCUAUGAUAUUCAAUUAA